Messenger RNA from Ornithorhynchus anatinus (platypus), 485 nucleotides. It is a transcript of the gene FAM229A, whose product is annotated as family with sequence similarity 229 member A. The coding region runs from base 124 to 357 and encodes 77 amino acids. The transcript has 3 exons. The record is from RefSeq and is a predicted model, not a curated record. Lineage: Eukaryota; Metazoa; Chordata; Mammalia; Monotremata; Ornithorhynchidae.
CAGAACCCCGGCUCACAGUGCCGCCCCGGCCCGGAGACGUCCCCCAAACCGAAGCUCGGCCAGUCGCUUGCUUCCCGCCUGGAGCCAGCGUGGACCUCCGGCAGAGCGGCCCGGGGUCCGGUCAUGAGCGCCCAGGAGCCCCCGCAAGGUCGUCGAUUCCCCAUUGAAGCCGGAGACUCCCCCGGCCUGGCCACGACGGCCCCCGAGACCCAGGACACCCCGGACCCCGUGGCCACGGAGCAUCCCCCGGUCAGGCCACUGAGACGCUGCCCGGGCUGCCACUGCCUGACGCUGCUGCACGUGCCCAUCGACGUGUACCUGGCAAUGGGCGGGAGCCCCCGGGCCCGUGCCACCUGAGUGCCCCUGCACAGAAGCACCGCUGAGUCGGGAGGAAGGACGGGCCGGCGCCGAGGCCCCGCAGCCUGCCGAGCACGAGACAAUGCUGCACAUUUUAAAAUAAAAGAAUGAUGCACAUUUUAAUAGAA